UGGCCCAGUAACCAAAAUACACAAUCGCCAACGUAGACACGCACUGUCAACGCAGCAUGCAUCAUCAGUGUCUGAGCUGAAGUAAAAGUAAACUUUUGUUUUGAUUUGACAUUCACCGAUAAGUGGUAUUCGUCUUUUUGAAGUUGACGAACGACUACCUGAUACAUAGGGAUACAUAGACCCUAUCUUGAUUAUAUUUUGAGAUUGACUAAGUCUAAAGAUUUAAUAUUCAACGAUGUCAGAGUCUGUGACUGUGGAUUGCGAAUCCUCUUCUCAUCCAUCAAAGUUGCGCAGUUUGCUUUCCAAUAACGCCGUGAGGAGCGGACCGGGUUAUCUGACAGCUGAGCCCGAGGCGUCGGACCAAACUUUCACCAAUCACAGAAUUACAUGUAGCCCUAACUUGAGGCAUGGCAAUCUCGGUGAAUGUGGCUCGGGUUAUUUGUUGUCAGUGCCAUGCAACGUACCUGUUCAAGAAGUCAACAGUCAUGGGCGUUUUAGAAACCUGAUGUUGAACUAUGGAGAGGAUGAAAAUAAUGCAUCAUUGAAUAAUAAUAUCAACAUCGACACAGGUAGAGAUUUAUAUUCUCACGAUAAACCAGGAUUUGGUGUGAAUGGAUAUGAAGUAUCGUCAUCGUUGCCAAGCCCGAUGCCAACUUCGACUCCGAUUACCAUGAACACUUUGCCCAUCUUCAUGUCACCUAUGGAAGCGGUGAAACCAUGUCCUCAAUACUGCCGAUGUCAUGGCUUCAACUCAGUCUCAUCACCAGAUUACAAUGGAAACGUGUAUCAAAUGCCUGAUCUACUUCACAACACAAAACCAGAUCAGUUUUCUUCCACGGGUACGUCAUCGACUAUGUGCUUGAAUUCUCCGUUGGUUUGCCCAGGUCAUUUCCAACCUAUGACAUCUUCUAGCUUGAAAACCUCCUUGCCAUCACCUGCGAAUGAGGGCGUGGAUGUUGGUUCAUCUUCUACCAGUUCGUUGUCUACCACACCCAUUGUAAAUGAUCCGAAGUCUCUUUCCAAUGAACAACAGGGUCCGGUGUAUCCAAUAGAGGUUGUCCCAUCUGAUUGGCUAUCCACUCUAGUCAAGAAAGGCAUUGUCAAUGAGGGCAAUGAACUUGAACCUGCAACACCAGCGACGAUGAAUUCGGUUUCAGAGGCAGAGGCAGACAGUUCCCAAACAUCUUUGCCUGCACCACUUUCUCCUACUUCCUCCCAGAACUAUGGUAUACUGGAUGGAUCUUCCUCGCAAAAUCUAGAGAACUCUCCAUCCAUUGAUGUUGCCACCAGCAAGCAACAAACCACACAAUAUCGUGAUAUCUAUCCUCGCAUAUACCCUGGGGUCUACCCGAGGCGUCCUGAUGUUGAUCAACAACCAAACUUCACUGUAUAUGGUCCGUCCAAUAUCCCUCCAUAUCCACCACCUGAAUACCCCUCCCAUCAUUCUCUCCCGAAGUAUCUCUUCCCGGCCUCGUUUGGAAACGAUCCUGGCCCUUCACCACCAAGGCCAGGGUACCACCACCAUCCGAUGAUGAUGUCCCCCAUGCACCACGCCCAGCCACCCUCAGGAUUCUUCCACGGGAUUGGCAAUUUAGUCAUGGAUAAACAAUUUCCUCGCAUGCCGAUCCCUCAGCGCCCUUUGCCCCGUGAUAUGAUGGUUGAUGGCGAGGUUGAUGACCACGGUAGUCCCUUCAAUUCUGGAGAUGAUCAACGUGUUAAAAGACAGAGGGUUCCACACCAGGGAGGACGUUUGGUAGACCAAUUCCCUGAUCUCUUGCCUGCAGUCGCUUGGUGCAUCAACUAUUCGCAGACCAGCUCUUCCACAACACUGACUGCGGAGCAUAUUCGCAAGAUCGUCAUUGAAAGCGUUCCUGGGAUCAAAGAUCGCGGCGGUAUCAGCUUGAGCGUAAUUAGAAGACUAAUCCGUCAGGCAAAGAACAUGCCCAACAAAGUCGGCUUUGAUCAGACAGAAACAACCAAGACAUCUACGAUGGGAGAGGCGUCAAUUUCGCUGAUGAAGCUAGCUGAGAGGGCGCUAGAUUCAAACUCAGAAGGAAACACCACUGAGCUUCCACAAGAUCCUGUGGUUUCGUCCUUACGCUACGUGAACAAUACUGCUGGUUCUGAUGCGAAGCAACCCGCUGAACCAGUCUUGCUGUCCAUCAUGAAAUUGGUGGACACCAUUCCUAAGGCGAGGGUCAGAUCAAAGGCGUCUAAGAAAGUGAAAAGCGCCGAUCGAUCACUUGGUAACGACGCGAAACCAAAGUUAGGUUCAACAGCUUCAAAAUACUCCAAUGACAACGGUUCAACCAGCGACUCAUCGUUCCAGUCACUCAUGGAAGCACAUGGUAUCGCAGAAGAUGAAGUUAAAAGUUUGAGCAACGUCACGGAAUCAUUCCAUUCACCUAGACCAGCUGAUUAUGGAGAACGCUCUGUGGAAAUCGAUUCGGCCAAUGAUCCCUCCAACGAUGACCGCGUGAGAUGUGAUGAUAGCGAAGGUGAUUACGUCAUUGUCAUCGACGAAGAUGAUGACCAAAACACCCUAAAGAUAACAUACUAGGUGCCUUUUCGCAUCCAACAUUUCCAUAAGAUCGCUGGGGUCGAUGUUCGCGUUUUUGUAAUAACUUCGUGAAUAUACUUCAUGUUCUGCUAACAUCCGCAGAGUGGCGUCGAAUUCAAUCGCCGAUUGCUGAACUAGCUGAAAGGUCGUUGAUGAAUUGUUGCUGUUGCUGAAUAUUUCGGCAAUUUACUCCAUUUUUGAAGGGGAGGUCCACUGAUCGUUGUUAUAAAGGAACUUACGGGUCAGUGGAAAUAUUCAGAUUUAAAGAGCAUAGGAAGCUAGUUGUGAUGAGUCGAAAGUAAAAUGACAUUUUAGUAACUUACGAGAUGAACCCACGAAUUCUCUUUAAAUAACGCAUAUUAUAGUAAAAUGAAAAAGAUGAUUGUGAUAAUUCAAUAGACUUCACCAUAAGCCAGGGGUGGAUCUAUGAUUGAGUGGGGGAUGACCAAAAACCAUUUGCUAAGAAUAAGGAUUAGAUAUGGGGACAAGCCCCUCCCGCCCCCCUAAAAAAACUAGAUUAGCCUCGGGCUAUUGCCAAAUCGUUGCAUUAUCUAACAAUAUAACUAAUAUUUGCCACAAUUAUAUACUACAAUACUUAUGUGCAAUUUGUAAUAACUCAGUCAUCAGUAUUAUCUUUUACCCUAUUCGAAUUGCAAUAUUGUACGAUAAAAAAAUGUAUUCUGAGAUCGUCAUUUUACAUAGCCAGGGAGGGCAUUUCACGUUACAUCUCAACGCUUAAAAAAGUAAAAAUGUUAGAAUGUAUCUCGACCCAGGCCCAUAUACCGCCGUUGAUGUAUCAAUGCUGAAACAUAUUAUUUCAAACAAUUCUUAUAACAAUAUGAUUCGUUGAAACUUUGCAGACCGGCAUUCACCUCUCCUUUUUCUUUCUUUUGUUUUUAGCAGUUUCCAAAGGAUUUUGUUUGUAACCUAAUGUAUGAAUGCACGGUGCCAAACACAUCAGUCAAAUAAUGUAUUUGACUGACCUCAUUUAACACAGAAUUAUCAGCAAACCUUCGUUCUAUGCUCUUGAAGCAUUUAGUCAAUUAUAAUAUAGCUCAAUAAGCUAUAGCUCAUAUUUCAGUUGUUCGGAAAAAUUAUGCAUAACGUUUUGAACAGCUCUCAUGAUAAAACGUUCACGCGUUGCCUUAAGAGGUAAAUCUGUUUAUUUUCCCCUUUUUGUUGGGGGAGGGUGGGCGUGGUUGCUUGCUUAUUGAUUUCGAUCAUAUACUUUAAAAUCACCGAACCAGAUCAACGUUUGCGAGUCAAUUCUUGUUCAAGUAUGUGACAAAAAAUAUGUUGUUCUCGUCUUGUACGUCUGUCGGACUGUUUGACGAUAAUGCAGUUCAUUUCUAAUGUGCCUGAAAAAGUGAUGGUGAUCGGUUUGAAAAAAAAAUAAAAUGAAAGUAAAAUGAAUAAGCAUUGGUCUUGUAAGCCUACGCGAAGAGGGCUGCACAAUUCCUGUCGGUAGGGGUGCAUAAUGGGAUGAGGAUUGACAGGUUUUUACAUUCAAAGGCCUAUACGUAUAUUAUCAUGUGAAGGUGCACUCCUCCCACAAAUGAUACGACGUAAUGUAUACAUCAUAUGCCAUUUUCUGACUGCAUUUAGUAAUGAUACUUAGAAUUAUGCUCUAAAUCUCAUAAAACCCGUUUGUAAUGUUUUGUCUAGAUUGAAUACUGGCUUAAGCGAAAAGGAGUUACAGAAGUGUUCUUAUUAAAUUCAUUACCUAGUGUUGGUUUUCGGUCUCAUUCAGGCAACAAUAUAAGAUGGGAACAGAUGAAGAAAUUAUGAAUAAGAAAUCGAACUUUCAGGAAUUAUGUUCGUCUGUCAACGAGUGGACCUCAUCGAAACGGUGCCGAAUGAAUUUCCUUGCAAGUUUAGACUUCUUAUUGAUCAUUUCUUGCUCUGUUUUACAUAAGAAUGAAUAAUCUGUCUGGCUUUAUAAGAAGGUAUUUCUGCUUGUUGUUAGUCAUUGGGCCAAGGAACCAGUUUCAUAAAAUUUAGGAUUGAAUGUCAUUUUGUCAGUAUUGUAACUUCCAAGGAAACUUUGGUAUUGAUUAAAUGCAUAAUCAUUGAUACUUUUGGGGCAAAGUUUCCAAACUCCUUUAUGAAGAAGGCUAACAUUCCUACUUCAAGGCUUGACUAUUUUUGUUUUGUUUUCAUACAAUAUUGUGGUGAUACGCCAAUCACUUGUUACGUGUACAAUAGAAACCAACAGUAGAUAGGUGUUCUGUAGUUGUAGUUUUGACCUCGUUCGUGCUGUUAUAUUCAACUAUUUGUUAUCAUGGUUAAUAAACGUUUUUUGUCAACAA
Molecule: messenger RNA, 4869 nt
Organism: Lytechinus variegatus (green sea urchin)
Lineage: Eukaryota; Metazoa; Echinodermata; Echinoidea; Temnopleuroida; Toxopneustidae
Exons: 2
Coding region: 236-2560 (774 amino acids)
Source: RefSeq, a predicted model, not a curated record